AUGGGUACUUGUCAAACUAAUUGUUGUAAUAAAGAAGUUGAAUAUAGUUUAAAAACUCAUCAAAUAAGUGAAAGUAAUGUUGAUUAAGGUAAUCCUUAAUUGGAAGAUUCUAAAAUUAAACACUCAAAUGAUUCUAAUCAAAAGGAAAGAGAUAAAUUUGAUGAAGAUCGUAUAAAUGAAGAAUAAAUAUUAAAUAAGAAUAAAGAUAAAACUAGUAAAAAUAAUUAAAAGAAUGACUAAACAAAAUCAAUAAAAAAAGAAAUAGUUUAUAAAAUUAAAGAACCUCCAACAUCUAAUCCAAAUUUAAAAUAAAAUGAAUAAUAGAAUUAAGCAGAUAAAUCUGAAAAGUAAGAAAAAUCAAGUAAGAACUCUGUUUUUUAGUAGAAGAAUUAGAAAUUGUAAUAUAAUUAAAGAGUUUAGAAUUCAGAUUAAAUUGAGACUAAUAGUGAGAUUAGAAUAAAAUUGGGAGCUAAGACACUAGAAAAAGGGGCAGUUUAUGAAGGAGAAUGGUUAAAAGGUAAACGGGAUGGAUUUGGUAAGUAGGUUUGGCCUGAUGGAUCAAUAUAUGAAGGAGAAUGGAUAGAAGAUAGAUGUUGUGGAAAGGGAAAACUUAUACAUGGAGAUGGAGAUAUUUAUGAAGGAGAUUGGUUAGAAGAUAAAGCUCAUGGAAUAGGAAUAUAUAAACAUGUAAAUGGUGCUACAUAUGAUGGAUAAGUAUAAAAUAUAAAAAUAAAUUUAGUGGUUUAAUGACAAAUAGUAAGGUAAGGGAAUUGAAAAAUGGCCAGAUGGAGCACAUUAUGAAGGAGAGUAUUAUGAAGGUAGAAAGGAAGGACAUGGAAUUCUUUAUUUUGUAGAUAAAUCAAAAUAUACAGGGUUUUUUGUUAAUAAUGAAAUACAUGGUUAUGGAGUUUAUGAAUGGUCAGAUGGAAGAGUUUAUAAGGGGAAUUGGAAAUAAAAUAAAAUGAAUGGAGAGGGAGAAAUUAAAUGGAAUGAUGGUCGAUAAUUUAUUGGAGUAUUGUUGUUAUCCAUAAAAGAAUUAUUAAGAAGAUUUGAAACAUGGAAGAGGAUAAUUUAUAUGGCCAGAUGGUAGAAAAUAUAUUGGUAAUUGGAUAUUUGGUAAACAAGAAGGUUAUGGUGCUUAUUAUUUACCUAAUUAGGUUGUUUAAUAUGGAAUCUGGUAAAAUGGAUAUAGAACUUAAUGGCUAUAAAAUGAAGAGGUAGAUUAAUUA
Paramecium sonneborni is the source of this 1229-nucleotide messenger RNA. NCBI's taxonomy places the organism in Eukaryota, Ciliophora, Oligohymenophorea, Peniculida, Parameciidae. The record is from the annotation of a GenBank genome assembly.